Panicum virgatum (switchgrass) is the source of this 768-nucleotide messenger RNA. RefSeq names its product pathogenesis-related protein PR-1 type-like. The record is from RefSeq and is a predicted model, not a curated record. Gene Ontology annotation, cellular component: extracellular region. The transcript has a single exon. NCBI's taxonomy places the organism in Eukaryota, Viridiplantae, Streptophyta, Magnoliopsida, Poales, Poaceae. The coding region runs from base 82 to 606 and encodes 174 amino acids.
ACACAACGGCACACAAUCAAGAACCCACACGUCUCACUAGAAUUUGCGACUGAUCCACUGCAAAUUAAGCUAGCGGCCCGUAUGGCGACAACCAAGAGGGCAGUAGUAGCCUUUGUCCUUGUGUUCUACAUGGCUAUGGCCUCCAUGGCUCAGAACACGGCGCAAGAGCAGGAGUUCCUUUCCCUCCACAACGACGCCCGCCGUGAGGUGGGUGUUGAAGAUGUGGUCUGGGAUGAGAGCGUUGCAGCGUUCGCACGGGCCUACGCGGCAAGACGCGCCGGUGACUGCAGCCUUCAGCACUCGGACCAGGCUGAGCGUGACAAGUUUGGCUACGGUGAAAAUAUUGCCGUGGGCUCCCCUGGCAGCGACAUGACGGUGGCUGCAGCCGUGCAAAUGUGGGUGAAUGAAAAGCAAGACUAUGACAGUGCUACUGGUACGUGCAUGAAAGGGCGCCCGGAGGAGCUGAUGUGCGGGCACUACACGCAGGUGGUUUGGCGCAACACCAAGGCCAUCGGCUGCGCGCGUGUCAAGUGUGACAACGGUGGUAUCUUCAUCACCUGCAACUAUACACCGGCGGGCAAUAUUCCUGGACAACGUCCAUUCUAGUCGCACCGGUGACAAACUAUUGUGACGAUACCCUGAUGUAAUGUGUGUUUGCUUAUGGAUGCUCAAAGCCUGCAUAUACCAAUGCAGUCUGGAUGUAAGAUAAAUAUGUUGUGCAUCUUAUGGUCAUAAUAAAUAAAUGGGUAUUCAGAACUACAGCAUAAA